AUGUCAAAUUUACCUUCAGAGCGUGCUGUUGGAAAAGUAUCAAAAGUUAGGUUUGCACCCUCUGUUGGAUACGAAGACACAACGCUAUUAUUUGCAAGUGGAACCUGGGAUGAGGAAGAGGAAAACGCUAUAUCUCUUUGGAAAGCGGAACAAAAACCACCGCCAUUACACAGGAUACUCAAUGCGUAUGAUACAAAAGUGGUUGGGGAAGUGAAGCAACCUGGUGAUAUUAACGAUUUGUGUUUUCUAUCAACAAAUUAUUUGGUGACGGCUUCCUCGCGUGGUACUAUCGACGCAUAUAAACUUGUUGAGCAGAUAGAAAGUCUGAAUGAGCAAGAAACAAGUGACGGCACUGACUUGUCAACCGAAAAAAUUAUCGAACUCGAAAAAAUCUCGAGUCAAACACUACACAAUUGGCCAAUAACAACAGCUGACAAUUAUUACAUCUCAGCCACGGGAUUGGCUAUUGAGCCUGAUAAUAACGAGGAUCUGGAAAUCGCGAGUGUGGGCGAAGAUGGCAAACUUGUGUUUUCUAGGAUUACUGAUACAAUGACUGAGAUAAUAGACGCGGAUACCGGUAUAAUAAACGGGCUAGUGUGGCCAACCUCUCAUGAAAUUGUCAUUGCUACCAGUGGCGGGAGGCUGAAAAAAUAUGAUCGAAGGAAUCCAAGGACGGCUGUUGCUGUUGCAAAGACAGAAGGCAAGGGGCUGGAUCGUCUGACUUGUUUAGCUGUAAACCCAAAUAAGAAGAUGCAACUUGCUUCUGGAAGCGCUAAUGGUGUCGUGUCGAUAUGGGACUCGCGAAAUUUAGUGGAACCAUUAAAUAAGUUCGAGCCACACAAAUUAUCAGUAUGGGAUAUCAUUUUUCAUCCGAAUCGACCAGAAACUGUAUUAAGUUGCUCUGAAGACGCAAGUAUAGCGAUACUGGAUUUAUCCAAGACAAGUUAUUUGAGAGAUCGAGAUGAGAUUCCAAGAUUACCAAAAAACUCCAAUUGUGCUCCACUGAAUUCGUUAGACUAUCACCCGUCGGCCAAGUUGCUCGUGAGUGGAAGUGACGAUGCUAAAUUAUUUUUUGAUAAAUUAAACGAUGAUUCAUAA
This is a messenger RNA of Ambispora leptoticha, 1098 nucleotides long. Lineage: Eukaryota; Fungi; Glomeromycota; Glomeromycetes; Archaeosporales; Ambisporaceae. The record is from the annotation of a GenBank genome assembly.